AUGGAGGACCGGCUGAGCAGCCUCCCCGACGACCUCCUCCACUCCAUCCUCUGCGGCCUCCCGCUCAAGCACGCCGCCCGCACCAGCGCCCUCUCCCGGCGGUGGGUGCCCCAGUGGAUCCGCGCACUCGCCACCUCCCCUGUUCUCGACUUCACCGACUGGGACUUUGCCCGCGGCCAGCCGCCGGCGCGGCCUGCGGCCACGGUGGAUCGAUGCCUCCGGCUCCAUGCCGAGCAUGGCACGCCGCUCCACGUGUCCCAUGUGGCGCUGGUGUCCGUGUCCCCAUCGGGGCCGGGCGACGGCGCGUUCGGGCGGGACGUCGUCUGGUGGAUCGCGGCCGCCGUGGCGUGGGGCGCCAGGGAGGUGGAGGUGGACCUGACGACGUCGCAGGAGGAGGACGCGGUCCCGCACGCCGACCACGGAAGCGCGGCGUUCCUGGAGCUCCCCGCCGACUUGUUCCGGGCCAGGAACUAUCAGAUGCAGGGUAAAGAUGAGAUCAGGGAGCAAUCCAAAACAUAA
This is a messenger RNA of Setaria italica (foxtail millet), 519 nucleotides long. RefSeq names its product putative F-box/LRR-repeat protein At5g41840. The transcript has a single exon. NCBI's taxonomy places the organism in Eukaryota, Viridiplantae, Streptophyta, Magnoliopsida, Poales, Poaceae. Gene Ontology annotation, molecular function: protein binding. Bases 1 to 519 code for a protein of 172 amino acids. The record is from RefSeq and is a predicted model, not a curated record.